AGACCCCUCCCUCUGAGGGGGGAAAAAAAAAAAAGCGCAGACGGCGUCUCCGUUUCCACAGUAACAGGCCGCGGCGUGACGUCACUUCCGCCACCCUGUCUGGACUCCAGACUGUAGGGAGGAAAAGAGGAAAACUGAGCAACAGCCACGACGGUGGACGCGAGCGUCUCCGGUGUGCGCAUGCGCCCGCUCAGCGGCCUGCUUCUAUUUAUGUGGGGGUUCCAACAUGGCGGCUGCGGCGACCCUAGCGAUGGCGGUGGAGUCCAUCAGAACAUAGUAGCGGGGAAGGGGACACGGUCCGCACUCACGGUGGCGUCGGCGGAGACGGCUGAGGGUGGAGGAGGGAAGAAGAGCGACGGAGAGCAAGCGGAAGGGCGGACGGGCACGCCGCGCGGCGAGGAAGCGAGCGCCGGCCGGAGCGAAAGCCGAGGGCCAGAACAGUGGGGAUGGCGGAGCCGCGCAGGGUAGCGUUCAUUAGCCUGUCACCGGUGCGGCGGCGCGAGCCCGAGUUCCCGGGGGCCGAGCGCGAGCCCGAGCCCCCCCGGCCCGAGCCGCAGCCGUUCCGGGAGCCGGCCCCCCGCCCGGACGCGCAGCCCCCGCCGCGGGAGAAGCCGCUCCCCCAGCGCGAGGUCAGCCGCGCCGAGCCGCCCAUGUCGCUGCAGCGGGAGCCGCCGCGGCCGGAGCCGCCGCCGCCGCCGCCGCCGCCGCUGCUUCCCUCGCAGCCGCCCCCGCGGCGGGAGCCGGCCUCCCGGGCCGAGCGGCCGCCGCGGCCGCCCGGGGAGACGGUGCGACUGGAGCUGGAGCUCAAGGACCCCACGGACGAGAGCUGCGUGGAGUUCAGUUACCCGGAGCUGCUGCUGUGCGGAGAACAACGGAAGAAGUUUGUUCAAACAGAAGACCCAUUUAAUGAAGAGCAGCGGGAGAGGAAAGAAGUGGAAAUGUUGGCUAAGAAGUUUGAAAUGAAAUAUGGUGGAAAGCCCCGUAAACACCGGAAGGAUCGGCUGCAAGAUUUAAUUGAUAUAGGCUUUGGCUAUGAUGAGACAGAUCCAUUUAUUGAUAAUUCAGAGGCUUAUGAUGAAUUAGUUCCUGCUUCUCUAACAACAAAAUAUGGAGGCUUUUAUAUCAAUACUGGCACUCUGCAGUUUCGCCAAGCUUCAGAUACUGAAGAAGAAGAUACUACAGACAACCAAAAGCACAAACCACCCAAGGUUCCCAAAAUAAAAGAGGAUGAAAUUGAGACAAAGAAGCGGAAGCGGAAAGAAGAAGGGGAAAAGGAAAAGAAGCCGAGGAAAAAAGUACCCAAACAACUGGGAGUUGUGGCUCUAAAUUCACACAAGUCUGAAAAAAAGAAGAAACGUUAUAAAGAUUCUCUUUCUUUAGCUGCCAUGAUACGAAAAUUUCAGAAAGAGAAGGAUGAACUGAAGGAGUCCAAUCCCAAAGUCCCAGUGACCUCAUCAACCUCCUCUCUGAGCAAGUCCCCCUGUGCUGCCGCAGCUUUGGGAAAUGAUGUCCCGGACUUAAAUCUGAGCAGCACGGAUCCAGACCUCCCCAUUUUUGUUAGCACAAAUGAACACGAGUUGUUUCAGGAAGCUGAAAAUGCCCUCGAGAUACUAGAUGAUUUCGACUUUGACAGAUUCUUGGAUGCCGCUUCAGAUGAGAGUCCUCUGUCUGAGUCCGGGGGAGAAAAUGGAACCACCAUCCAGCCAACCUUUGCCUCUCAGGUCAUGCCUAAGGUGAUACCUACGCUCCCAGAGGGUCUGCCUGUGCUUCUCGAAAAACGCAUUGAGGACCUCCGUGUAGUAAGUGCUGCCAAACUUUUUGAUGAAGAAGGAAGAAAAAAAUUCUUUACGCAGGAUAUGAAUAAUAUUCUUCUGGACAUUGAGUUACAGCUACAAGAGUUAGGCCCUGUCAUUCGUAGUGGUGUCUACUCCCAUCUUGAAGCUUUUGUGCCAUGUAAUAAAGAAACACUGGUAAAACGUCUGAAGAAGUUACAUCUUAAUGUCCAGGAUGAUCGCUUAAGAGAACCUCUGCAAAAACUGAAACUGGCUGUAAGCAAUGUCAUGCCUGAACAGCUAUUUAAAUACCAAGAGGACUGCCAGGCUCGUAGUCAAGCUAAGUGUGCCAAGUUACAAACAGAUGAAGAACGAGAAAAGAAUGGAUCUGAGGAAGAUGAUGAUGAGAAACCAGGGAAACGUGUUAUUGGACCAAGAAAGAAAUUCCACUGGGAUGACACCAUUAGAACUUUGUUGUGUAACCUCGUUAAGAUCAAGUUGGGAUGUUAUGAGUUAGAGCCAAAUAAAAGCCAGUCUGCUGAGGAUUAUCUUAAAUCCUUCAUGGAGACAGAGGUGAAGCCAUUGUGGCCUAAGGGCUGGAUGCAGGCGAGAAUGCUUUUUAAAGAAAGCCGGAGUGUACAUAAUCAUCUUACUUCUGCUCCGGCAAAGAAAAAAGUGAUUCCUGCAUCUAAACCCAAAGUAAAGGAGUGUAGUCCAAAAAAGGACCCCAAAACUCCUUCAUCCUUGGUGGCUUCAGUCAGUGGUCCUUCCUCCAGCUCCAGUGCAUCUGUGGUUGCUUCAACCAGCUCCAGCUCAACACCAGCUCAAGAAACCAUCUGCCUCGAUGACUCCCCAGAUGAAGACCUGUCUUUCCACUCUCCUUCACUGGAACUUGUUUCUGAAGCUUUGGCUGUCAUCAACAAUGGGAACAAGGGCGCUCCAGGUAGUUCAAGGAUAAGCAUGCCAAGUACAAAACCUCGUCCAGGACUAAGAGAAGAAAAAUUAGCAACUAUCAUGAGUAAGCUGCCACUGGCGACUCCCAAAAAACUAGAUUCUACUCAGACCGCACAUUCAUCAAGUCUUAUUGCUGGUCACACAGGGCCAGUACCAAAGAAACCCCAGGAUUUAGCUCAUACUGGCAUCUCUUCUGGCCUUAUUGCUGGUUCUUCCAUUCAGAACCCCAAAGUCUCCUUAGAACCAUUGCCAGCCAGGCUACUUCAACAGGGACUGCAAAGGUCAAGCCAGAUUCAUGCUUCUUCCUCUUCACAGACUCAUGCCUCCUCUUCUUCCCAAGCCCAAGUUGCUGCCUCCUCUCAUGCUCUGGGAACAUCAGAGGCCCAAGAUGCUUCUUCAGUAACACAAGUCACAAAGGUGCACCAGCAUUCAGCUGUCCAGCAGAACUAUGUGUCUCCAUUACAGGCAACCAUUAGUAAGUCCCACACCAACCCAGUGGUGAAAUUAAGUAAUAAUCCCCAACUUUCCUGCUCAUCCCCACUACUUAAGACUUCAGAUAAGCCACUUAUGUACCGGCUCCCCUUAUCUACUCCCUCCCCUGGAAAUGGUUCUCAGGGGUCUCUGGUUCCCCUGGUUUCUAGGACAGCACCAAGUACCACUACCUCUAGUAACUAUUUAGCCAAGGCUAUGGUGUCACAGAUCUCCACGCAGGGUUUCAAAUCCCCCUUCUCAAUGACUGCGUCCCCCAAACUUGCCGCAUCUCCCAAACCUGCCACAUCUCCCAAACCCUUGCCCUCACCUAAGCCUUCUGCUUCACCUAAGCCCUCUCUGUCAGCCAAGCCUUCAGUAUCAUCUAAACUAAUUUCUAAAUCCAACCCAACUCCCAAGCCUACCAUAAGCCCAAGUUCUUCCAAUCCAAAUACACUAGUAGCCCAGAGUACCCACUCUACCAGUAACAACCCAGUCCAUAAACAGCCCACUGGAUUGAACAUCAGCAGACAGUCUCCCACCUUGAAUUUACUGCCCUCUAAUCGCACUUCAAGCCUUCCGUCUACAAAAAAUCUUCAGGCCCCUUCCAAGCCAACAAACUCAUUAUCCACUGGAACUAUUGGGAAGAACAGCUUGAGUGGAAUUGCAAUGAAUGUACCUGCCAGCAGAGGUAGCCACCUUAACUCAAGCGGAGCUACUAGGACUAGUCUACCUGGUGGAACAGGAAGUGGAAUACAGGGUGCUACUAAAUCGUUAUCUACUCCACAUAGACUAUCCUCUGCCUCAGGGUCUUCAGUGGUAACAGCCAGUGUGCAGUCCACAGCAGGAGCAUCAUUAUUGGCUAAUGCCUCACCUCUGACUCUCAUGACAUCACCUUUGUCUGUAACAAAUCAAAAUGUGACUCCUUUUGGGAUGCUGGGUGGCCUUGUUCCAGUGACCAUGCCCUUCCAGUUUCCCUUGGAGCUGCUUGGCUUUGGGACGGACACCGCUGGAGUGACAACCACCUCGGGAUCUACCUCAGCCGCUUUCCACCACAGCCUAACUCAGAAUUUACUAAAGGGUUUACAGCCAGGAGCGCAGCACGCAGCAACACUUUCCCACGCACCUCUGCCCUCGCACUUACAACAGGCGUUUAAUGAUGGAGGCCAAAGUAAAGCGGACACUAAGUUACCACGGAAAACGCAGUGACUUCCCAGCAAGCAGAGGGAAGUGUUCCACUGACUGAUGGGAUCUACCUGAUGGGAAAGUCCUUAUGUGGUCACAGGGCUGCUGUUUCUGUCGAUGUUUACAUUCUCGUCCCAAGCACUGUGGUGAGGAGGAAAAGGAAAGAAAACUACUUGAGCACACCAGGUGCAGGAGGAAGAAAUGCUUUUGUGCAAAGUUAGUGAUCUUUGGUAUCUUCUAAAGAAAGACAAAGUUACCAUGCUAACUGACUUGAAAGAGACUCAGCUGUCAAACCCACAGAAGUACAAAUUUGAUUUUUUUCCGGGGGGAGGAAGAAGGAAGUUGAAAGGAUUUGGGUAAAUACCAUCCAUCCUGGGGAUUGGAUCUGAAUAAAAAAAUUAGACCUGGAAUUAGGCCAGUUGAUCAAGAGUAAUGAUCAUGUCUGUUGAAGUAGACAGUAUAACAAAUUUGCCACAAAACUAAGAAUGACUCUAUGUCUGAUACAACCAGUGGCUGAAGAAAUAACGUACCCUCAAAUAUCCUGAACAAACUUGAAUCUUUCCUGGUAUGUAGCAACUCCCCAUGUGAAUCAGUGGUCUCAAGAUGCUUCAGGAAAGUCAUUUUAGACAGUGAUGUACAAUACUAAAUCAUCUAGAUUUUUAAGUGAAGAAAUGGAGCCUGUUGCUCUUAACAGACAGACCUUGGCUGUCCCCUUUUUGUGAAAGGGUGGAAUUCAUCUUCCCUUCAGAAGCAGGUACUUAACUCGUCUCUUCAGGUGAUUGGCACGUCUAGUAUUAACUGGUCUCAUUUCUAGUCUUGAUGCUGAGAUGUGACUGUGUUCACAUUUUUUCCUCCUAAGAAAAGGGAGUCUUUGUUACAGGGCUGCUGCUUUGCUGCUCUUCACACUUGCCAGCCUCCAGCAAGAACUGAAAACUUCCCCUAAUUCACCUCACAUCAUACUGCUCUUUCUUUUCUUUCAGGUAGUGGUACUUCAGGUGAUACUAGCUGUUGAUCUAAACAAAUAGAAUGUGGUUGUUUCUUCAUUGGUCAGCCAAAUAGUGCAUAUUUUUAGAAGAAAAAAAAAAACAAGAUAUUUUUAAAGGGAGGAAUUACUAUAAGGAUCAUGAGUACAGGUGAUUAUCUUUUAUAGCAAUCACAGUGUAGGUUUACUCCCAAUAUUCAGUGCCGUGAACUUAUUUGGAGCAUCUGGGAUUGUAAAGCUUUAUUAAUCAAGUAAACAUGCAGAUAGUAGGACUCCUCUGUUACUAUAGCUUCCUCUUGCAAGUAGCAUAGUCAACAAAGGAGGUUAAGGGAAAGUGGAUAGUUUACUAUGAAUACAUGUUAUUCUAUUUUGCCUCAUCAUCUGGUGUCACUUGAGUUUUAAACUUGUGAUAUUUUCAAACUAUACCUAAGAGUGAUAUGUAUGAACUCUAAGUAGUGUAACUUGAUCUAUUUAUGAUGAAAGACUAACCUCAAAACACAGCAGUAGACUGGUCAUAGCAAGAUAUUUUUCCUAUUUUUAUUAUAUAUUACUUUAUACCAUUGUUUCUUCAAAUAAAGAGUGUUAUCCUAGGCCUUUUUUCUUUAAAAAGUAAAAGUCUCAAAUAUUCUACAGGGCUCUAAAUAACCACAGAUCUGUUCAGACCCAUGUUCUUAUAGUUUGACCUCAGAGUCACUUUGGCUUGCUUCAUAGCAAAAGAGUAAAUAACUGAAGACUUUAGUUCCAAGAACUUACCACAACAAGGGGAAAAGCAUUAUUUCAGCAGAAUCAUUGAGGCUGGUUAUGGUGAUCUGUAGUCCCAGCACUCCAAAUACUGAGGCAGGAGGAUCUAGAAUUCAAGGCCAAGCCGGGUUAUAUGACCAAGCAGGGCUACAUAGCUAAGUUCCAGACUCUCCUGGGGCUACAUGGAAGAUGCUAUCUCAAAAAAAAAAAAAAAAAUGAGAGAGAGAGAAAU
Messenger RNA from Perognathus longimembris pacificus (Pacific pocket mouse), 6334 nucleotides. It is a transcript of the gene Ubn2, whose product is annotated as ubinuclein 2. The record is from RefSeq and is a predicted model, not a curated record. Lineage: Eukaryota; Metazoa; Chordata; Mammalia; Rodentia; Heteromyidae. Bases 447 to 4403 code for a protein of 1318 amino acids. Gene Ontology annotation, cellular component: nucleus. The transcript is spliced from 17 exons.